GUGAGGUCUAGUCAGUGAGGGUUGGAACCAUGUGAGGGUAAGGACUCGCUCGCCCCGUGCCCACCGUGUAUUUGACUGCCUGGCUUGCUAGGAACAUGUGCUUGUCCACAGCAAGAGAGAUUGGAAAAACACCGCGCUGGGCAUAAAGACACGCGGGGGAAUCUUGCUAGUGUGUUCGGUAUAAGGAGAUAAUAGCGAGGAGAGUGGGCGGACUUAACGCCAAGGGAUUUUAGGGGGAGUGAAAUAUACGCCAGGGGUGUAGGGACACUGCAGUGUGCCCCUUCUAUGAUGAUGGUCACUUCAACAAGGAGCGAUGUGAGCCCAGCAAGAGGCAGCUCCAGGGAGGAACUAGAAGCAGGAGCCGCAACUCGGGCCUUCGUGUAGAGUGUAUGCCUACAGGCUUGCGAGGUCUGGGGUGUGUAUGUAGGAGUGAGUGGCCUACGGGCGUGCGGGAGACUUAAGAUAGGCCUAUUGUGCUUACACCGCCGGACUCUUCUUUUGUCGGGAGAUUUUUCCCUGCGAAGUCGCCGCUGCGACUUUCUUGUUCAAAACUUCACCUUUUUGCCAAGGCUUCCUAGUCAUCAGCACUCGCCAAGAUGUGUUUCGCUCGCACGGGUGACAUGUCCAUGGGGCGCAACCUCAGAGCCGCCCGCUGCCUCGAUUUCACGGACAAGGACGACGACGACGGCCUGUACCAGCCUUCAGACUCGGAGUCGGAGCCGCCCGCCAAGAAGAAGGGAGACGACGAGGAGGAGCCCGCGGCCAACAGCGGAGCGAGCGUGAAGGCGCGGCUGAUCAAGCGCGGCCGCAUCACCGCCACGGCCGGGGGCGUGCCGCAGAGGGCGUCCGUGUCGGUCAAGAGGCCCCUGGACCUCGUGCUGCCGUGCCAGGAGAUCCAGUAUCUCGACAUAUCCUACCAGAAAGUCGGGACGGUCACGCAUAUCCUCCCACAGGUGCAGUUCAGCCCUAUCCCCCGCAAGAAGAUCGCCUACCACCCGGUCCUGCACAACUCCAUCCACUACUGCGACGUCCCCUACUGCGGCACGGGCGAGAGGCCGGUCAAGCGGAAGCCCCUGCAGCGAUCCCACUCCAUCGCCGUCGCCGACCUGAGGGAGAGAGUGGACUGCGAGUGGACCUCUUCGUAUAAGCUCAGGUGAAGGGGAAGGUGACGACGUGGAGGCCAAGAGAGGAAAAGGAGGAGGAGGAGGAGGAGGAGGAGGCAGAAGAAGAAGAAGAAGAGGAGGAGGAGAAAGGAGAGGAGGAGGAGCAGGAGGAGGAGGAGGAGGACACCGGGGCACCAGGAGGAGGACGAGUCGCUCCCCCCCCUGAAUGCCCAUCCGUUCUGCCGUGAUGGAGGGAGCUUCGGGUCAGCGGGUCGGGACGAACAGAAGGAGAAGAAGGAAGAAGAGGACGAUGAUGAUGAUGAGGAAGAGGAAGAGGAGAUGGAGGAGCUCGAGCAUGGAGUUCCAGACCAGCUUCUACUCACGGGACAGUGGAGGCUGCGUGAUCUGGAACCGCUGUGGGACAAAAAGCAACGUUACAUGGACCAAACGUUUCCACGCGUGUGGGAGGGCAUGCGUUGUGGAUGAUUAUACAAAAAAAACGUUUAAUUCUUUUUAGUUGAUUAUGAUUGUGUGAGAAAGCUUUGAAAAGUGUUGAGUUGACCCUUUCCCAGGAGGAGCUGACCCAGAAGUAAUCCGGACACUUCGUGGAAAAAAAAAGAGUGAUUGAACUGCAUUCGGACAGCUGACAUUGGAUGUAUCAUGUGUUUGGUGCUUAAAAUAUAAAAGAAUAUUAGUGAGAAAUAUAAACAAACAGUUAUUACGAUUGAAAGAAGGAAAAAAAUGAAAAAAAAUACAAAACAAAAAAGUGUGCUUUUAUUGGGACGCAGUUAACCUGAAGUGAGGAAAAAUAGAAAAGGAUUUUUUUAAAAUCUCUUAGUGGCCACACUUCAGCUAUCAUUUGCAUCAGCAGCGUGAUUUUAUAUAGACAUUUGCACGCUUUUUUUAAUAGUUUCACAAAUAUCCAAGGACCAAGUGAGGUAGAGAGAAACCCAAGAAUAUUGACGUAGUUUUUUAUAUGUAUAACAAAUCGAGUGAUUUCACAGUGCUAUAAGUAGGUUUUAUAUUGAAUGAAUGUCUGUAUGUUCAUGCGUUGUGUGUAAACAAUAUUGUGUGCUGCAAAGUUGUAUAAUUUUUGAAUAAUCAUCUAUUCAAGUUAUUCACGUUUUCCUCUUCUGUUGUUUUUUGUUUGUUUGUUUUAUCACUCGUUUUCCCACUUCCUGUUCUUUCUUUUUUGUUAGUUUCCCCCCCCCCCCUUUUUUAGUUAUAUCCUUCCUUCAUUAUUUUCCAAUCUUCUGUUUUAUUUUUUUCCUGUGCAUGAUGGUGGCAUACAGUAACUAUAGUUUGAUGGUUGUUUGUGCAGACUGUAGUGAGAGACUUUGAGUGCUUAUAAGAGAAUGCUAAAGAAUAAUAAGUGUAUUUGUUGUUUAUGCACUUUUAUCAACAUUGCAUUAUCCGUAAUAUUAUUUUUUUGUGGAAGUAACUGACAAGUCUUUUUUUCCGUUUAUUAUAUAGUAUUUAUAUACCAUUUGUAAAAAUAAAGCUAUGCGUGGUUCUCAUUGAAUGAAAAAAACACACAAAAAAGUGUAAACCUGACUAAUCACACAAGAAAUGUAAACAGUUUUUAUAUUAUUUUUGGUUUUGAAUAGACUGGAGACAUUGGAAUCGACAAAAAAAACGUAGACCAUUCUAAGAAUAUGUAUAUACAAAGAAUGACAGACUCCAGCACUGACCGAAAGAGAGAAGAAGAAGAAAAAGGAGGAGGAGGAGAAGGAAGAGAAAGGAAAAGAGAACAGAAGACAAAUAAUGCUUUAGUAGUGACAAGGGGACGAAGGACAGUACAGGGAAGGUUCUUGCUGGAGGCAUUCUUAAAAAGCAUAAUAGAUACAGCCGAAAGGAAGACAGAAAUAGAGAGAGAGAAAAAAAAAGAGGCAUAGCUUGGAGAAUGUCUGGCAUGUGUCGUAAAGAAAGGGACGUUGGCAACCUUCUUCUGUUUCUGCGCCCCAUUUCGAUGCAGCAUUUUCUUGGCUCCAGGUCAUCGGCGUGUGGGAGAGGAGAGGAAUUUUUUUUUAAGGUAUAUGGGGGGGGAAAAUGUGGGCAAUGGAAGGAAGUAAAUUUUUAAAAAGGUGGAUUUUUUUUAUCUCCACAUUGGCGAGGUUGGGAAUUGAGUAAAAAUUUGAUGAUGAUAACAUGGAAUGGCUUGGAUAUUCGAGGUUGAUUGACAGUUGGUGGAGACGCUGAUGGCCUAGCGUCACUAAAGUGUUUGUUAUAUUUUAUUUUAUUCUGACGAGAAAUGGACGCGAUGUGGAGUGGAGCCUAUAUUUUUCCUGCUUUAUAUGCUCUCGGCACGGUGGAACCUGGGAAAUCCUGUUAACAAAAGGCAAACAUAGACGAGCGAUUUAUUCCCAAUGAACACACACCGUGGUCUCUAAAAGAAUUACAUUGUCAACUUUCCAUAGAGAUCUUCCAAAAAAAAAGGGAGCGUGGGAAAAGAUAAACCAGUAUAUAUCACUUAUUGCCACCUCCCCCUACCCCCCUUGCAACACCUGACAACCGAACAGGAAUUCUAAGGGUCCACCCACGUAUUUUCAUCACAGUACAUAAAUGUUCCACACCAAAGUUCACACAUUUUUAUAUAAUAUAGUUUAUGUAUAUUUUCUUUGAACCAGUGAUUUUUCUCUUCUCCCAUUUUUUAUAGACAUGUACACCUCAGGAAUUUAUAAGUAAGUGGACAGCAUUGCCCUUCAGUGUACCAUUGUUUUCAAACUUGCAUCAUUUCAAAUUGGUUGCCACCCAAGCAGGUUGGCAGCCCGGCAGGAGGGGAAGGGGGGCGAUCACCCCUCCCCCCCCUCCGCCACAAGUCAGUGAUCUAGUUUUAUAAUUAAAUGUAUAUGAAACCAG
Messenger RNA from Penaeus monodon (black tiger shrimp), 3962 nucleotides. RefSeq lists its product as uncharacterized. The coding region runs from base 597 to 1157 and encodes 186 amino acids. The transcript has 5 exons. NCBI's taxonomy places the organism in Eukaryota, Metazoa, Arthropoda, Malacostraca, Decapoda, Penaeidae. The record is from RefSeq and is a predicted model, not a curated record.